UCAGUCACCGCAAGCGAGUUAAUGAGCCAAGAUCACAUUUCUCUAGUAGAGUAGCUGUAACAGCGCUUCCGCGAGGGCAGUACAGAAUACAGANCGAUAGUAUAGAAUUACUUGGCGUAGUUAAGUUCACUCAAUACCGCCUGGUCAGAUAUCCCACGCGAUUCCGAUGCCACCAAACGUGACACAGCAGGUCAUCGUUACAGCCCGUCACACAAAGACAGACAAUGUCCCCGCGCACAGACACGAAUACACGGAGCGUAGCGUCGAACCGACGGAGAAACGAGCAGCCCCCGACGGCGGCUGGGGGUGGGUCGUUGUCGCAGCUGCUACGAUAUGCUUUGCCUUCACUUGGGGUCAACAGAAAGCUUUCGGAAUUUACAUGAUAGAUAUCAUGGAUAUGCUAGGCAGUAAUGUCAUGCAUACGUCUACGAUUGGAGGCCUGAACACUGCUUUAUCAUAUCUUUUCGCGCCUCUGGCGAGUGUCAUAUAUAAGAAGUACGGUGCCCGGCGCACGUGCAUAGUUGGAGGUUUGCUCGCUGGAUCAGGACUGAUCCUUGGUUUCGUCACGAACAGCCUAAUCAUCCUCUACAUCGGCAUCGGCGUCAUAAACGGCGUCGGUAUUGCCAUCAUUGUCAUCGCUUCAUUUUCGAUAGUCAACGAAUAUUUUGACAAGCGUGGCGCCAUGGCUACGGCUAUCUGCGUAACCGGUGCAGGCGUGGGCAGCUUGACAUGGCCACCGCUCACCAACAUUCUCGUGGAGGCGUACACGUACCAGGGAGCUUUCCUCGUAACCGGUGCCGCCGUACUUAACGUGAUCGUCUGCGGCCUUCUAUUCCGACCGCUUACCGAGCCAAGGCGAGCAGUCGCGCCGUCGACGACAGCUACAGGAAAUCAACGUGAUGAUCAACUAAACCAACGUGUCUCUAUCGUCGAAGUCGAUGCAAAGAUGGCUUCACGGAUGAAAUCGGUAGGGCAGCCUCAGAGCGAAGCCGGGCGAAGCGAGGAGCAUUUUCCCAGACUGACCGUUCCCAACGGGGAGGCUGGCUCACCGGCAACGUUAGAGGCUCAGCUGUGGGGAGAUCGCGAACGCUACAUGGAAGAUUGCGUUGACUGGUCUAAUAACGACGGUAGCCAAUCUAUCGGAAACACUGGGAUGAGUGGCAAGAAUGGAGCUACGACACCAGGCACGGCAGCUACUGUCACAGGCCAGCGUCAUAAUGCGGAAACGCAGGAAAACGCCGAGGGAUUCCAUCACCAAAAUUAUUUUACUGACGAUGGGCCUCUGACGUUUACCGUUUAUAAUAUCUAUGAUGACGCAAUGCCGAUUCGGAUAGACACGCAGCUAGACGAUAGUGUGUCGAGCGAAGGCGGUAUGUGCCCCGCAGAUAAAUACAGACGAAAUAGCUUAGACUAUGUAAGCAGUCCGAUGACAGUCGAACAACGAGUGGCACAUCUCCCGGUAACCGAAACAUCGGAAUAUCAAAAACCACUCACGGAAAUCGUUAGUCAGGUUCUUUCUCAGCAAUCCCAAGACGUAGACAAUGAUAAGCGAGACAACAGGGAAGAAUGUUCGGUUCCGGUGGUCUAUCAAAGCGUACAGGACCCGUUGAAAUUGAUCACGGUAGACUUUGACAGAGCUGAUCAAAGAAAUAACAUGCGCGUGGGGCGAUAUGGCAGCAGUAAUGACCUGUUGGAUAGCGAUGAACUAUCACAAACUUACAAUGGCACGACUGCCAGAGACGUGGACUGUAUAAGCCGCAAUGCGUACGUAAAUCCUGCAUUCACCCACGAUAUUACUGACACUGACGACAUCGUUAAGAAAACUCCGCCACUUGCGGUGAAAAAGAAAGCGCGUCUGAUAUCUACGAAACUCUUCAAAAGCGUUCGAUUCUGGAUAAUGAUGCUCAGUUUUAUCCCAAUCGAUUUCGGCUAUACCACCAUUAGUCUUUACUUACCGAUAAAGUCGGUUGAGAUCGGAGGAAAGCAGGCAAACGAGUCGACAGCAGUGACACUCUUAUACCUAGUCGAUACGGCUGUUAGAAUUCUACUAAGCAUUGCGUACAACGCGCAGUUCUUUCAGUCACACGCCAGGCGCCAACUCGCCUACUGCAUCUUCACGUUGCUUGCCGGUAUUGGCUUCACGCUGUUGAUGUUUGUACAGACGAUGGGACUAUACUUGAUUGCGUCUGGAAUCAUCGGAGCUUGCACGGGUUCGAUGAUAUGCGCAAGCUGGGUCGUCAUGAGAGACGUCGUUGGAUCGGCCAGAUACACGGACGCCUAUGGACCCUGUGCGCUUGAAGCCACAAUUCUUGAGGCGCCCAUAUUAUUCGUUCACGCCAUGAUACUAGGUAAUUGUAGCGUGUAUCUAAUAGUUUGA
Priapulus caudatus is the source of this 2377-nucleotide messenger RNA. RefSeq lists its product as uncharacterized. The record is from RefSeq and is a predicted model, not a curated record. The transcript has 3 exons. Lineage: Eukaryota; Metazoa; Priapulida; Priapulimorpha; Priapulimorphida; Priapulidae. Gene Ontology annotation, molecular function: monocarboxylic acid transmembrane transporter activity. Gene Ontology annotation, biological process: transmembrane transport; monocarboxylic acid transport. The coding region runs from base 167 to 2377 and encodes 736 amino acids.